UUAAGACACAAAAGUGCAGUGCAGGUCUGAAAAUGGUUCCACAUGGCUUCAGAUUCAAUCCUACUGAUGAAGAGCUUAUCCAAAUCUUAGACAAAAAAGCUUCUAACCAAGAAAUGCCUCUCCACUUUAUAAUCCAUGCAAAUAUUUACGACAAUGAACCUCAACAUCUCCAAUGGAGCCAUAGUGAGGCUAUAGGAAAUGACGAGAGAUACUAUUAUUGCAAGAGAGAAAAUGAUUCCAGGGAAGUAUCAGGAAGGGGAUGGUGGAAAGCUACAAGCCAUGUCAAGAAAGUUCAUGUUAGUAAAGAUCUUAUUGGCUAUAAAAGGCCUUUAACUUUUCAUAAGUACAAAGACCAACUCAAGAACCGUAAUAAUGCCAUUAAGACCAAUUGGAUAAUGCAUGAGUACAGCCUUCAAUCCAAAGAAACGGAAUGGAGACUUUGCAAGAUCAAAUACAAGGGAAAGCCAAGCAUACAAGAAGACAUGGAGAAUAUUAGGCAACGUUACUCAUCAAGCAACAACAACUCUGAAGAAGCUGGUACCACUUCAAUGAAUACCCAAUCAGGCUCUAAUAACAGAGAACAAGACAAGCAAGACGAACCUUCAGUAAUAGCAUUAGACAAUGCAGGUCAUCAUCAAGCUGAUUAUUACUGGAAUCUGCAGGAGCAAAUUCCAGAAACUCAAUAUGAUAUGAGUAGUGGUAGUAAUUACUAUUUCAGUGAGCAGCUAGACCCCAGUUACAGUGAGCAGCAAUUUCCUAGUCUUUGGUCCUGGUAGAAUUACCAACGCAAUUUAUAUGUAUAAAGGAUGGUUGUGUUUUAAUAAAUAAUCAGUUCUUAAUCUCUCUUUAUU
This is a messenger RNA of Jatropha curcas, 851 nucleotides long. Its product is annotated as NAC domain-containing protein 100. The record is from RefSeq and is a predicted model, not a curated record. Gene Ontology annotation, molecular function: DNA binding. NCBI's taxonomy places the organism in Eukaryota, Viridiplantae, Streptophyta, Magnoliopsida, Malpighiales, Euphorbiaceae. Gene Ontology annotation, biological process: regulation of DNA-templated transcription.